Molecule: messenger RNA, 723 nt
Organism: Lathyrus oleraceus (garden pea)
Lineage: Eukaryota; Viridiplantae; Streptophyta; Magnoliopsida; Fabales; Fabaceae
Exons: 2
Coding region: 1-723 (240 amino acids)
Source: RefSeq, a predicted model, not a curated record
AUGUCCAAACAUCCAUCAUCAUCUGGUACCGAACCCUCCCAACAUGCAAAGACUCCAUCCAUGGAGUUUGAAGAUGAAGACGUGAUGGACGUCACUCCUCUGUGCAUGAUACCGGGCGACACCACAGGUCCUUCCUCCAAUACUGGAGAUAGGCAAGGUAAUACCUCUGGUAACUCCUCUCUUCCUAAAGACAUGUAUUAUGCUGAUCGUGCUAUAAGGAAACUAGUCACGAGAAUUCUGAGUGAAGGGCACAAAGUUGAAGGGGUUUCUACCCCUCUGUCCAGAAGGGAACCCUCUCCUGAGGGAGAACCCCAUGCUGAUAAAGAUGAUGAUUCAUCUAGAUCAGAAAAGGAGGUUGCUGCUGAAGGGCUUUGCUCUCUAGGUAAAACCCUACCUAGCAAGAAACCAAAUGUGCCUCAAGAAAAGAUUAUUGACCUAGAGGAAGGAAGCACUAAAAGAGAGGAUGAUCCUUUGGUUCAUCUGGUAAAACCUAGUGUAGCUGAAAAACUGAGAACUAAGAAAGGAAAAAGUGUGGCUAAAAUGAGAGUUGCUAGAGUGAAAAAGACUGCAGAUGGAGCAGCAAAGUGGAAAUAUGUCAUUCAUAGAAGAGUAGCCAUUGAAAGAGAACUUGGACAAGAAGCUGUAGAGGUAAAUGAGGUAAUUGAGUUGAUAAAAAAUGUUGGACUCAUGAAGACUGUGGUAACCAAUGCUAUGAGGGGUUAG